This is a messenger RNA of Panicum hallii, 2129 nucleotides long. RefSeq names its product nicalin. Bases 159 to 1826 code for a protein of 555 amino acids. The transcript is spliced from 14 exons. Gene Ontology annotation, cellular component: endoplasmic reticulum membrane. Gene Ontology annotation, biological process: regulation of signal transduction. NCBI's taxonomy places the organism in Eukaryota, Viridiplantae, Streptophyta, Magnoliopsida, Poales, Poaceae. The record is from RefSeq and is a predicted model, not a curated record.
GAUGGUAAUUUGGCAAGUGCCACCCCUGAGAUCGAAUUAAUCGCAGGCAGGAGGCGCAGCGGCGGCGGCGACAUCUGCAUCUGCAUCUCCGCCCCGUCCAUCCAUCCAUCCUGCAUCUGCUGCUCUGCUCAGCUCGCUGAUCCCUCGUCGAGGAGGCCAUGUCUCCCUCCGGCGAGGUGGUGGCCUCCAUCUCCUCCGCCCUCGCCGUCGCCCUCGUCCUCCUCGCCUGCGUCGAGCUCGGAGACGCCGCCGCCGCCGCCGGCGUCUACCGCCUCAUCCAGUACGACCUCGCAGGCGCCCCGCUCGGCUCCCGCGCCGCAGUCCUCAACCACCACGCCGCCGCGCUCCCGCUCCCGCCGGGCGCCGACCUCUCCCGCUCCGCGCUCGUCGCGCCGCUACUCGACCUCCCGCUCUCCUUCCUCAGAGAGUACCUGGCGGAGAAGAAACAUCUGGGAGGGUUGCUCAUUCUGCUCCCAACAAAGCUCAGCGACAAGGAUGGUGCAGGGAAUAAUAUUGACAAGGGGCAAGUAAAGAGUGUGCUGGCCGAGCUUGAGAAGUUGCUUGUGCAUGAAGAAGUUCCAUAUCCUGUAUACUUCGCUUUGCAUGACGACGACUUUGAUAACCUGCUGGCAGAUAUCCGUAAAAUUGCCUCUUCAGGUCAACCAGCCUCUGCAACAACAGGAGGCUAUAAACUUGUCGUGUCCUCAGCGGAACCUAGAAAAGUGUCAUCUCCGACCAUUUCUAAUAUCCAGGGAUGGCUACCUGGUUUGAAAGGAGAGGGUGACACAGAACAGCUUCCAACUAUUGCCAUAGUUGCAAACUAUGACACCUUCGGUUCUGCACCUGCACUUUCUGUGGGAAGCGACAGCAAUGGAAGUGGAGUUGUAGCUCUUCUAGAAAUUGCAAGACUCUUUUCACGUCUUUAUUCAAAUUCUAAGACCAGGGGCAAGUACAAUCUUCUUUUUGGGUUAACAUCUGGUGGGCCCUACAACUACAAUGGAACUAGCAAGUGGCUUAGAAGUUUCGAUCAGCGUGUACGUGAGAGCAUUGACUAUGCUAUCUGCUUGAACAGUGUUGGUUCCUGGAGCAAUGACCUCUGGAUGCAUGUAUCAAAGCCUCCUGAAAAUCCCUAUAUCAAACAAAUCUUCGAAGAUUUUUCGGAUGUUUCUAAAGAAAUGGGUGUUUCAGUCAGAAUCAAGCACAAGAAGAUUAAUGUUUCAAAUCCUAGAGUAGCAUGGGAACACGAGCAGUUCUCUAGGUUUAGAGUGACUGCACUUACUCUUUCAGAAAUGUCUAGCGCCCCUGAAUUUUUGGAAAGCACUGGUGGUCUUCAUGACACUAGAGAAUCUACAGAUGUCGAUUCAGUAAUCCGAACUGUCAGAUUAGUUUCCGAGAGUCUUGCGAGACACAUCUAUGGAUUGAAAGGAAGGAACAUCGAUGUUUUUGCAGAGAACAGCAGCUUAGCCAUUAAUCCUCACUACAUCCAGUCCUGGUUGGAUCUUUUGUCACGGACACCACGGGUUGCACCUUUUCUGCAGAAAAAUGAUCCCUUCAUAGCAGCAUUGAAAAAGGAACUAUCCGAACACACUGCUGAUGUACAUGUUCAAAAUGAUGUCCUUGAUGGCAUGUUCACUUUCUAUGAUGCCACAAAAGCAACUCUAAACGUAUACCAGGUUGCAAGUGUUACUUUUGAUCUGCUGUUCCUUUUGGUGCUUGGUUCCUAUCUGAUCGUUCUCUUCUGCUUCCUAGUAAUCACUACACGGGGUGUUGAUGAUCUCAUUAACAUAUUCCGGCGGCCUCCAUCACGCAAACUCAAGGGAGCAUAGGCUAGGUUGUUUUUGUGUAUUAGUGCCUGAGAUGUAUGCCUAGUUAGAAGAGCUAGACAUCAGGAUGACAAGAGGCAAGCUAGCUUCCCACAGCACAUAGACAUGUAAUUGCAAAAUUUUACUGUUUUCCCCCCUCCAGCCAAUGUGAGUGGUUUCGAAUUCCACAGCACGAAAACAAUUCUUUCUUUUGUGCGAGGAAUUUUGAAUGUAAUUUAACUGUAUCCAUUUUGUUAUGAUGCUUACAAUUUUGGGUUAAUUAUCCCGGUGGGUGUCUCACGGACCGCAAAAGGCACCAGUUCUGAA